Molecule: messenger RNA, 3407 nt
Organism: Tupaia belangeri chinensis (Chinese tree shrew)
Lineage: Eukaryota; Metazoa; Chordata; Mammalia; Scandentia; Tupaiidae
Gene: DYRK1B
Product: dual specificity tyrosine phosphorylation regulated kinase 1B
Exons: 10
Coding region: 983-3031 (682 amino acids)
Biological process (GO): peptidyl-serine phosphorylation; protein autophosphorylation; peptidyl-threonine phosphorylation
Molecular function (GO): ATP binding; protein serine/threonine/tyrosine kinase activity; protein serine/threonine kinase activity
Source: RefSeq, a predicted model, not a curated record
GGUGUGGGAGGGCCCCAGAGAAGAGGUGGUUGGGGAGGAAGCUCCAAGAGAGGAAAGGUCCUGGAGAAACAAGGCACGGAAUAGGAGGAAAGGAUCUGACCGAGAGAGACCCAGAGACCCAUAGGGAGCUGAUUUUGUUGUGGCGGACACUCCAGGAGCAGAGAACCGUAUCUGAUGUUUGGGGAUUUGGCUAUGGGGGUCUUCUAGGAAUGGACACAGCUGUGGAAUGAUCCUAGCAUAAGGAGGGGUGACUGGAAAAAGGACUUUCGUAGGAAUAUUUAGUGUAUGGUAGAGGGUGGGAUGAGGAUCCAAUAUGGGGGGAAAGAACCGAAAGGCUAAACUGGGAAGAGAAUGGAGGGAUGGUCCCUGAUGUGGGAGGACAUGAUAGAGGGUAGGCAUGUUAUGGAGAAGGUUGCCUGGGAAGGGUGUCCCCUGGUGAAUGAUAAUGUCAUAGGUGUGGAAGUCUGUUAUAUAGGGCCUCUUAGUUAACCCUGGUGUUUGGGAAGUCUCCAAGGGUCUCAAUGUACUUUUAGAAGCUGGCAGAGGACCCUCUGAGAAAUCCCAGGGGACUCAUGAUUUGGGGGGUCCUAGAGUUCUAUUGGGAAAGGACCUUGCUGUAGUAUGGGAUGAGAGUGACGUUCAGGGAAUACUAAAGAAAGAUGGGAUCUUGUGUGAGAGAUCCUGGGGAGGGGAAGAAUGAAUCCUACUCCCCACGCUGUCUGUGGUUUCUAUCCUUUUCUCUUUUUCUCCCCACAUUUAUUGGUGUCUCUGUCCCCCUUUCCCUGUCGUGGCCCAUAUCCACUCCAAUCCCCUCCUGGCUCCCAAUCCUUCCCUUCUGUGUGUUCUCUUUGUGCUGCCUCAUUCAUUUCUUUGCUCAUUUGUUGAGGGACUCUGCCAUGCCACCCCCACCUGCUUGCAACUUCUCUGUGUUCCCUCUCUUCACUAUCCCCUGUUGUGCUGUCAUAAUGUUUCUUUUUCCUCUAUGCGCUGCCUUCUUUCUCAUGCCCACUUCUCUGCCUACACUGUCCAACACAUCUCCCUGUUCCAUGUUGUUUCCCCCGCCUCCCGCCUGCUCUCAGGUCUCAGCGGCGGUGGCAGCCGAGGUGCAGGAUGCGAGAAGGCGCCCCCCGGCCGGGCUCCCGCUCCAGGCCUCGCUCCCUUGCGGCCCUCUGAGCCCACCAUGGCUGUCCCACCAGGCCAUGGUCCCUUCUCUGGCUUCCCCGGGCCCCAGGAGCACACGCAGGGACUGCCUGAUGUGCGACUACUGCCUCGGAGGCUGCCCCUGGCCUUCCGGGAUGCAACCUCGGCCCCACUGCGCAAGCUUUCUGUGGACCUCAUCAAAACCUACAAGCAUAUCAAUGAGGUCUACUAUGCGAAGAAGAAGCGGCGGGCCCAGCAGGCACCACCCCAGGACACAAGCACCAAGAAGGAGAAGAAGGUCCUGAACCACGGUUAUGACGACGACAACCAUGACUACAUUGUGCGCAGUGGCGAGCGCUGGCUGGAGCGCUAUGAGAUUGACUCGCUCAUUGGCAAAGGCUCCUUUGGCCAGGUAGUGAAAGCCUAUGACCAUCAGACUCAGGAGCUGGUGGCCAUCAAGAUCAUCAAGAACAAAAAGGCCUUCCUGAACCAGGCCCAAAUCGAGCUGAGGUUGCUGGAGCUGAUGAACCAGCAUGACACAGAGAUGAAGUACUACAUAGUGCACCUGAAGCGGCACUUCAUGUUUCGGAACCACCUGUGCCUGGUGUUCGAGCUGCUGUCCUACAACCUGUAUGACCUCCUGCGCAACACACACUUCCGUGGGGUCUCACUGAACCUGACUCGGAAGCUGGCACAGCAGCUGUGCACAGCACUGCUCUUCCUGGCCACACCUGAGCUCAGCAUCAUUCACUGCGACCUCAAGCCCGAGAACAUCCUUCUUUGCAACCCCAAGCGCAGUGCCAUCAAGAUUGUGGACUUUGGCAGCUCCUGCCAGCUUGGACAGCGGAUCUACCAGUAUAUCCAGAGCCGCUUCUACCGCUCGCCUGAGGUGCUUCUGGGCACACCCUACGACCUGGCCAUUGACAUGUGGUCCCUGGGCUGUAUCCUUGUGGAAAUGCACACUGGAGAGCCCCUCUUCAGUGGCUCCAAUGAGGUGGACCAGAUGCACCGCAUUGUGGAGGUGCUGGGCAUUCCUCCAGCCCCCAUGCUGGACCAGGCCCCCAAGGCUCGCAAGUACUUUGAACGGCUGCCUGGGGGUGGCUGGACCCUACGACGGACAAAGGAACUCAGGAAGGAUUACCAGGGCCCCGGGACACGGCGGCUGCACGGGGCGGGGGAGCCGGGCCACAGCCCCGCCGACUACCUCCGCUUCCAGGACCUGGUGCUGCGCAUGCUGGAGUAUGAGCCCGCCGCCCGCAUCAGCCCGCUGGGGGCUCUGCAGCAUGGCUUCUUCCGCCGCACGGCCGACGAGGCCACCAAUACGGGCCCGGCGGGCAGCAGUGCCUCCACCUCGCCCGCACCCCUCGACACCUGCCCCUCCUCCAGUACCGCCAGCUCCAUCUCCAGCUCUGGAGGCUCCAGUGGCUCCUCCAGUGAUAACCGGACUUACCGCUAUAGUAACCGAUACUGUGGAGGCCCUGGGCCCCCCAUCACUGACUGUGAGAUGAACAGUCCCCAGGUCCCACCCACCCAACUGCUGCACCCCUGGGCAGGGGGUGAUGUGCCCCACAAGACACAUCAAGCCCCUAUCUCUGCCUCAUCACUGAUGGGAACUGGAGCCCAGUUACCCUCCCAACCCCGAUGCCUUGGCCGUCCCCCAUCACCAACCUCACCACCACCUCCGGAGCUGAUGGAUGUGAGCCUGGCCGGCGGCCCUCCAGACUGCUCCCCAUCUCACCCAGCACCUGCCCUCCAGCACCCGGCUGCCUCAGCCCUCCGGACUCGGAUGACAGGAGGUCGUCCACCUCUCCCUCCCCAUGAUGACCCUGCCAUGCUGGGGCCUCGCCUAGGCCUUCGUGGUGUACCCCAGAGCACGGCAGCCAGCUCAUGACCCUGCUGCCCCCUCCCUGGGGCCCCUCCUGAAGCCAUACCUUCCCCCUAUUGGGGGCCCUGGGCUCCUGUCCUCAUCUCUCCCCUUGACUGGAAUUGCUGCUACCCAGCUGGGGUGGGUGAGGCCUGCACUGAUUGGGCCUGGGGCAGGGGGUCAAAGAGAGGGGUUUGGUCACACCCUCCCCUCCCCACUAAGGACUGGACCCUUGGCCCCCUCUACCCCCUUGUUUUCUAUUUAUUGUACCAAAGACAGUGGUGGUCCGGUGGAGGGGAGACACCCCCUGCCCUAGGAGGGGUGGGGGCAGGUAGGGGGAGAUGGCCUUGCUCCUCCUUGCUGUACCCCCCAGUAAAGAGCUUUCUCACAUGCCUGCCUGAGC